This is a messenger RNA of Megalobrama amblycephala (Wuchang bream), 4278 nucleotides long. RefSeq names its product gastrula zinc finger protein XlCGF57.1-like. Lineage: Eukaryota; Metazoa; Chordata; Actinopteri; Cypriniformes; Xenocyprididae. Gene Ontology annotation, cellular component: nucleus. The transcript is spliced from 3 exons. The coding region runs from base 1625 to 2809 and encodes 394 amino acids. The record is from RefSeq and is a predicted model, not a curated record.
UUACGACCAAAAGCUGCACAAUGUGGCAUCAUAUAUUAUAUUCCAAGUUGUGUUGUGGUAAAAAUAACAACAGGAUAGUGUCACAAGCUCACUGUGAGUGGACAUAUUGGUGUUUUAGAGGUAAAAAAUUAUAUAAAUACUGUUCGGUUUCUUGCACAAACCGAUCGUUAUAUGCAUAGAAUUAAUACCUGUUGCGCCAUCUGGGCGUAGCACACAUCUGAGACUACACCUACCUUUGACUAGGUGUAAGAUUUAAAGUGAGAAGUCUUGACUUGUUUCCAUGGUGAAAAUAAAGAUAAAUAAAAAUGUUGAGAUGAUGGCGCGUCUGGUAUACAGGCUACAUGAUCAGCGGGUUUUCCGGUGUAAAAGAGUAAUGAGAGACCGGACCAAUCCGCUAGAUGCUAGAUAUAUAGAAUUUAUUGAAAGGUUUAGUUGAUAACCAUAGUAAUGUGAACAGUGUCUCAACUAACAGUGCUUUAGAACAUGUCAGCGUGUACGCGCAUCGUCUACGCUAAGCGUACCUGCGCCUAGUUGUAGUUUUAGAUGGUGCAACAGGUGUAAAUAUUCAUCAGAAAGCUGGACGUAACUAAGUCCAGCGUAGAGCUUACACCCAACUUUUUUUAUGUCCAGCUGGUGCAACCAGCCCCUGAUGCUCUGACAACUCUGAGAAAAGAUGAAAACAAGGAUUGAGUCUAAUCAUCAUGAGUUCAAUCCAGAUCACUCAGAAAUAUAUUAGGAAUGAAAGAAGGAAAACUGUAAGCUGAACUCUGAACUCAGUCUAGAUGAAUCACAUCAUUACUGUAAAUGUCAGAAUUGUUGGAGUUUCUUUGUUCAGUGGUUCAUGCUGCUCGUCCUGAUCUAGAAAGUAUCCUGACAUGAUAAACCAUCUUUUUCUACAUGAACUGUGGUAAUACCAUGCUCUGAAUUCAUCAUGUAGUGUUGUGGAGAAUAAUAUCAGUGUUUUCUUCCUAUAUCUGUCAUGUGAUCGUCCUGCUGCUGCUCUCAGUGCUGUAAUGAACACAAAUAAUUCAAUAUAUUAAUAUACUUCACUUUCAUCAGAUCAGAGAGAGUCAAUGAUGAAGUGUUUCAAUAGAGGACGUCAAACACUCUCAUGAGCUUCUGCAUCGAGCAGCACGUUCAUAGACGAGCGACCUAUGCAAGUUAUAGAUGACCUUUCAUCUUCCUGAAAGAUGAGCCAAUCCCUCUCGAUUAUGACCUGUCAGUAUUUCUACAUUAGAUAAAAACCUACUGUUCCUGCAAGACUUAAUUUAAUUUCUGUCUUUGUUCUGUUUUUGUCCUGUUGUCUAAGACUUGCAUUUACAUGUAUUUUAAACUUGUAACCCACAUUUGUAUUUGAAUAUUAAUACUGUAAUAUCAGGUAUAAAUGGUUUCUACACCCAAACAUUAUUAGACAGAAUCUCACACCCUUUCAUUAGUAGUUAUUAAAAUUGUCUUGGGUGUAUACAGACAGAAGCGUGUGAAUGGGACUUUUAUUUUGGUUUGGUUUUGUGACGUCAUAAAGCGGCGCCGUGCUCCUGCAUCUGUUGUGAUUCGGCUGGAGAAAGGACAAACACAGAAAACCUCCUGUUGAAGUAACUAGGAUAUAUGUGACACUAUUAUAAAGAUGGAGUUUAUUAAAGAGGAGAGUGAAGACAUGAGGAUUGAAGCAACAUUCACAGUGAAACAAGAAGAAACUGAGGAACAAACAGACCUGAUGGCACUGAAAGAGGAGAAUGAAGCACUAAAUGAAAUGGAAGAGAGAGAUCAAUUUAACAAUCAUCAUGAUUUCAUUACUGGAGGAAAAUCUUUUAGUCACUCACAGAUUGAAAACACUUCCUCAAGAAAAAUAGCUCAAAAGGCUGGUACUAGAACUCCUUUUAUCUGCCAACAGUGUGGAAAGAGUUUCAGUACAACAGGAAACCUUGAAUUCCACAUGAAGUUUCACAGUAGAGAGAAGCAUUACACCUGCUCUCAGUGUGGAAAGAGUUUCAAUCAUGAAGAACACUUUCAAGACCACAUAAGAAUUCACAUUAUAGAGACGUCACUCACCUGUCAACAGUGUGGAAAAAGUUUCACACGAAAACAGAACCGUGACAGGCAUAUGAACAUUCACUCUGGAAAGAAGCCCUACACAUGCCUUCAGUGUGGAAAGAGUUUCAUUCAGAAAGGACAAUUUGAAGACCACAUAAGAAUUCACACUGGAGAGAAGCCGUUCGCCUGCCAACAGUGUGGAAAAAGUUUCAGACUAAAAAAUGUCCUUGACAGGCACAUGAAUAUUCACACAGGAGAGAACUCCUACACAUGUCUUCAGUGUGGAAAGAGUUUCAAUCGUAAAGAUCACUUUGAAAAUCACAGAAGAAUUCACACUGGAGAGAAGCCGUUCGCCUGCCAACAGUGUGGAAAAAGAUUCAGACUAAAAAAAGACCUUGACUGGCACAUGAAAAGUCACAAUGGAGAGAACCCCUACACAUGCCUUCAGUGUGGAAAGAGUUUCAAUCGUGAAGAUCACUUUCAAGACCACAUAAGAAUUCACACUGGAGAGAAGCCGUUCACCUGCCAACAGUGUGGAAAAAGUUUCAGACAAAAAAGGAACCAUGCCAGGCACAUGAUUAGUCACUCUGGAGAAAACCCCUACAAAUGCCUUCAGUGUGGAAAGAGUUUCAGACAAAAAAGGAGCCAUGCCAGGCACAUGAUUAUUCACUCUGGAGAAAACCCCUACAAAUGCCUUCAGUGUGGAAAGAGUUUCCAACAGAAAGGACACUUUGAAGACCAUAAAAGAAUUCACACUAGAGUUAAACCAUUCCUCUGACAACAGUGUUGAAAGAGUUUCAAUAUGAAAGGAAACCUUAAAUUUCACAUGAGACUUCACUCCUGGAAGAAACCCUACACGUGGGUUUGGAACUGAAAACCGGCUCUCAUCUGGAUCCAGUAUUGUUUUUGUUUUGUUUUUUCAAAAAAAACGGAACCGUACAAGAUUUCUAAGUUUCGGUUCCGAAAACAGUUCUGGUGUAAUGGGUGGGCGAAAUGCUGAACCAGAAUAACCAGAACUGGAAAAUUUCUUACGAUUCCUAACCCUAGAUAGGACAUUUUAAAGAUCACUUGAAAAUUCACUCUGGAGAGAAACUAUGCAUGCCCUCGGUAUGGAAAGAGCUUCAAUCAUAAAGGACACUUUGAAAUCCACAUGAGAAUUCAUACUGGAGAAAAGAUGUUUACUUGCCAACAUUGUGGAAAAAGUCUCAGCCAAAAAGUAAACCUUGACAUGCAUAUGAACAUUCAAACUGGAGAGAAGCUGGAAAGAUUUUCAGAUAGCCAGACAACUUAAAGGUUUCUUUUUAUCACCAGACCAAGCUCAAUUUAAAAUUGAACAUUGGUUGAACAAGUUGCAGGUGAAGGUGAUGCUGUUAAACAAUUUUUGUAAAUCCACACAGACACAUAUACAUAUUGUAUUAUAACUAAGUAUAUAACACCAGUAAAAUAGAGGGUAAAUGUGUACUUACUCUUUCUGAUUUCUGAUUGUGUUGCUGCAUGCCCUCCUUGUGUGAGUUGCAGUUCAAGGCAGGACUGGCAGCUAUAUUCCUAUUUAAAAAAAGUUGAAAACUAAUAUAUGUUAGAUUACCAACCAUUAACAGCCUACUACUAUUGCUUAGACAUGCCCACAAAUAAAUAAAGAGUGUCUUGAAUUAUCCGCUUGUAAAAUUUAAAAAUUAAAAUUUAAAAUUUAAUUUAAAACAAAAUUUAAAAUUUAAUCUUAAAGUUACCGUGCUCUAAUUAGUGUUUUCACAAUAAUGGAUAUUCAUAUCCAAGAGCUUAUUACAGCCCGAGCAGAUGAACGCUGGACGAUUCAGUUGCUCGUUCGUACACUAAAUGACUCUUUAUAAUCAGGGUUCCCGCGGGGUCUUAAAAAGUCUAAAAUUCUGAACUUUAAAUUUAAGGCCUUAAAAAGUCUUAAAUACGGCCAGAUUUUCAUCCGAGGUCUUAAAUUUAAUUUAGUCAUGUUUAAAAUUUUUUUUACCCAUUUCCAGAAAUGUUACUUGCUGAAAGUUAUUACAAAGUAGCAAAAAAAGUGGCGAGUCGUAGUUCUUUCUGGGAUAUAUUGGUGUUGGUAUACGUGUUGAUAAAACUACAAAUCCCGUGAUAAAUGCAAUACCUGCCCGCGAAAUACGUCUGCGUCUCCUCAGAGUUACUUUCAACGAGAUAUGGCUAAUCACAGCGAUUUCUGCUGUUGGUUACAAGCGGUACCCAGCUCCAUGUACGAGGCUCACUGCAAACUUUGCAAAA